Molecule: messenger RNA, 354 nt
Organism: Oryza sativa Japonica Group (Japanese rice)
Lineage: Eukaryota; Viridiplantae; Streptophyta; Magnoliopsida; Poales; Poaceae
Source: RefSeq, a predicted model, not a curated record
AUGCUGAGGAAGUCCACCACAGCUCCAGUGCGCAUUCAGCUGGCGCACAGGCACCCACCUCCACCGCCUCCAGCAGUCCCAGCACUAGCUCUAGCCACAGCUCUAGUUCCAGCACUAGCUCCAGCUCUUCUACCUUCACUAGUGGCAGCUCCUGCACCCGCUCUUGCACCAGUUUCAACCACCGCCCUAGUGCCAGUUCUCACCUUAGCUCCAGCUGGCAGCAGCAGCUCCAGUUCAGAGGCAGCCAGUGGCUACACCCUCCUGAUGGACUCCAAGAGUCUCUCAGAGGAGCCAGCAGACAAGCAGGAGACCGGCUAUGACUCCACCAACCGCAGGAGCUGCUCCGAGCAUUAG